CACCCCAUUUCGGAGGUAAGGGCAAAGGAGGCCCGACUCAAGCACUGGGUUCUACACAGUUCCCCGGUUACCCCGGUAAAAGUGGAUCGUCUUAAAUUUUUUCUGCACGGCUAUGACUCUGCGUUAGCUUCUUAUCUUAUUGACGGUUUUCGUUUUGGUUUUCGAGUUCAUUUUGUUGAUGAACGGCUGUCUUACGAAUCUCCUAAUCUUAAAAGCGUUAUAGAUCAACCUAAUUUAGUUAAAGCCAAGUUAAGUAGGGAAUGCGCGGCUGGGAGAAUUGUUGGUCCUUUUACAACCCCGCCCUUUCCUAAUUUUCGUACAUCCCCUUUAGGCAUUGUACCCAAAAAAGAUCCAUUCGAAUGUCGUCUCAUUCAUCACUUAUCUUACCCCGAGGGUGCUUCGGUCAACGACUUCAUUCCUGACAUUUACUCCACAGUGAAAUAUGCGUCUGUCGGUGAUGCAUCCAAGUGGAUUAAGCGCUUAGGGCGGGGUUGUUUCAUGGCCAAAACAGAUGUUAAGUCUGCAUUUCGCAUAAUUCCUAUUCACCCUGCUGAUUAUUCCCUGUUAGGUUUGAAGUGGGAAAACUUGUAUUAUUUUGAUAGGACUUUGCUGAUGGGAUUGAGUUCGAGCUGUGCUAUAUUCGAAGCUGUAUUGACGGCACUUGAGUGGAUUUCUAUUCACCAUCUCGGAGCUAAGUCCAUCUUACACAUUUUAGAUGAUUUUCUCUUCAUUGCGCCAACCAAAGACCAAUGCACAGCCAACUUGUGGAAUUUUGUUUCUUUGUGCGAAUAUAUUGGCGUUCCUCUCGCCCCCGAGAAAACAGUAGGUCCGGAUUCAGUUUUGCAGUUUGCAGGAAUAAUUUUGGACUCCGCUCACAUGGAGGCGCGACUUCCAGACAAUAAGCUGGCUAAAUGUCGCCAGAUAAUGACUGUUUUUCUCGCUUGUAGAUCUGAAAAGAGCUUCAAUCACUCAUAG
This is a messenger RNA of Pocillopora damicornis (cauliflower coral), 975 nucleotides long. RefSeq lists its product as uncharacterized. The record is from RefSeq and is a predicted model, not a curated record. NCBI's taxonomy places the organism in Eukaryota, Metazoa, Cnidaria, Anthozoa, Scleractinia, Pocilloporidae.